CAGGGACCGCCCUCUGGAUGAAGCGGAGCCAUUUACCACAGCAAUGUUGUCAGCCCAAUCCACGGCUGGGGUAAUGCACAUUGCACACUCCUUGUGUAAAUCCAUCACGGGACAGAAAAAAACAGCGCGAGUACUACGCGCACGGAACUAUGGCAUCACCGACUGACGUCUCUUCGGUACAGCCUCGCGGACCCCAGGUAAAUGCGCAUAUGGGAAUUUAAAGCAAAACCGAAUUAGUAUUUUUUUGCAACGCAAACGUGAUCCAUCCGAUAAUGAUUUUCUAGAAGGGACCGAUCACCGUUUGGUUAUCACGCAUCGGACUGAUAACCCGAUUCAUCUCUAAUGUGUUUAUGAAUGCGGCGCAGUGGAGCUCGGCUGUAAAGCUAAAUCAAUCACUUGACGGCUCCACGAAAUCGGAAUAAAAACAUCUGUGAUUCAUAUAGGAACCAGCUGAACCAGCUCUAUAGAAUAAGAGCAUCCUUCCGCCAGUGUGCAUUAUCAUCAUCAUCAUCGCGCCCUGCAGCUCCAUCGCAAGAGGGAGGAUCCGCAGAGGAGCUCUCUGGGCAACACUACACGCACAUUCAGAGGAUGCUUUGGAUGUAAAAAUAAAUAAGGAUGGGGAAAGAUCAGGAAUUACUUCAAGCGGUGAAGACCGAGGACCUCAUGACGGUGCAGAAGCUCCUGCAGAGGCCCAAGCCUGGGAAAGCAAAGUUGCUGGGCUCUGCCAAAAAGGUGAACGUCAACUUCCAGGACACUGAUGGAUUUUCACCGUUGCAUCACGCAGCCCUCAAUGGGAAUGUGGAGGUUAUAUCACUGCUGCUGGAGUCUCAGGCCAUAGUGGACAUCAGAGACCAGAAAGGGAUGCGACCUCUGCAUUACGCAGCAUGGCAGGGAAAGUCCGAACCCAUGAAGCUGCUGCUGAAGUCAGGCUCUUCAGUGAACGGUCAGUCUGAUGAGGGUCAGAUCCCUCUGCACCUGGCUGCUCAGCACGGACACUAUGACGUGUCUGAGAUGCUUCUGCAGCAUCAGUCGAACCCCUGCAUAGUUGACAAUGCUGGGAAAACUCCAUUGGACCUGGCUUGUGAAUUUGGCCGUGUUGGGGUGGUCCAGCUGCUCCUGAGCAGUAACAUGUGUGCAGCUCUGUUGGAGCCCAAGCCCGGAGACUCCACUGAUCCAAACGGCACCAGCCCGUUGCACCUCGCUGCCAAGAACGGGCACAUCGACAUCAUCAGAUUACUGAUUCAGGCUGGCAUCGACAUCAACAGGCAGACUAAAGCAGGCACUGCCCUGCAUGAAGCGGCUCUGUGUGGGAAGACUGAUGUGGUGCGCCUCCUGCUGGAUAGUGGCAUCAAUGCAGCUGUGAGAAACACGUACAGCCAGACAGCUCUGGACAUCGUCUACCAGUUCACUGCCACCCAGGCCAGUCGAGAGAUCAAACAGAUGCUCCGAGGUGAGAGAGAUGCCUCAGCAGCCUUGCAGGUCAGGGCUUUGAAGGACUACUGCAACAAUUACGACCUGACUAGCCUUAACAUAAAGGCUGGAGAUGUUAUUACGGUGCUGGAGCAACAUCCCGACGGAAGGUGGAAGGGCUGCAUCCAUGACAACCGCACCGGAAAUGACAGAGUGGGCUGCUUUCCCUCCAGCAUUGUGGAGGUGAUCAGUAAGAGGCCCGGGGCAGCGGGUAAGAGAGGACAGCAGGCGGGUUCAUGGAGUUCAGUCACAUGUACCCAACAGUAUCAAAAGAUACAGCUCUGUGCGCCGGUGUGCGGCCCUGUGUCGCCCGCCGUUGCCAUGGUGAAUGGGGACUCGUAUCAUGAGAUUCAUAUCCUGCCGCCUCCUCCACCUCCGCCACCACAUUCCCAUCUGCCACUUUUUACUUCCUUUGGCUAUAACAGGUCCCCAAAUACCUCAGGAGAGCCACACAGUGGACAAGAUGCCAACAAUGACCCAGAUUUUACUAGUUCUCGCGGCUCAGACUCCAGUCCUCACGGCUCACCCACCCCAGCCGGUGGUCCCCAAGGCGGCAGCAGCGAGGAAAUAUGGGUGCUGCGCAAACCUGUGGCAGGUGGUGACCGCAGUAGUGUGGGCAGCUCAGGCAGUGUGGCCAGUGCCCGGUCCUCCGGCAGCGGACAGAGCGCAGGCAGCAGCACUAUUCUCCAUGCACAGGCAGAGGGAGUCAAGCUUCUGGCCACAGUUUUGUCCCAGUCUGCCAAAGCUAAAGAACACCUGCUGGAGCAGACCAAGUCUCUGGAACAUCCUCCAGCCUCUACCAACAAAGGACCCUCCUCACGUAGUCAGAGUUUGUCAAGCUGUCCGCUUCACGAGCAGCCGUAUGGAGAGGCGGCGUCCCAGAGGAAAGGGGAGGCGCAGUCCGAGGGGAAGAACUCAGAGGCUGUUAUCCAAUGGUUGAGUGAAUUUCAACUGCAGGUCUACGCUCCAAACUUCAUCAGCGCUGGCUAUGACAUUCCUACCAUUAGCCGAAUGACCCCAGAGGAUUUAACAGCCAUUGGAGUGACUAAACCAGGACAUCGAAAGAAGAUAAGUUCAGAGAUAAACAAACUUAGCAUCAAUGAGUGGCUGCCUGAGCAAAAACCGGCAAAUCUUGGAGAGUGGUUAGCAAUGAUUGGUCUGAGCCAGUACCAUCAAGUGCUAGUCCAAAAUGGAUACGAGAACAUUGACUUUAUCACUGACAUCACAUGGGAGGACCUGCAGGAAAUUGGAAUUACAAAGCUUGGACACCAAAAGAAGCUUAUGCUGGCAGUGAAAAAACUUGCAGAGAUCCAGAAGGCCUCAGAGGGUCGCAACACGUUGCACAAAAAGUCACCAGCUGCUCAAGAGGUGAUGGUCAUUGAGAGUCCACCCCAUGACAGCGGCGAGUGUAUGUCUCCUAAAAUGAGCACGUUCCAGGACAGUGAACUGAGUGGAGAGUUACAAGCCGCUCUUACUCGCCCUGCUGAUUUGCAAGAUGGCCCAGAGGUCAGAACCAACAGCGCCCCGAGUGCACAGCAGCGUGCCCGCAGUCUGCAUGAGAACAGCAUAAACAAGAGCAGAGACUCAGAGGAGCAUAGCGGGCCACCCAGAAAAGAGGCACGUACCAUGCGUCAGAGCAGCCAAGGGGGCCAAAGAAAUGUCUCAUCAGCGCAACCGAAACCCCGCCAGUCUUAUCCCCAAGGUUCAGUACCACCCUAUACCCCACCGCAAACCCCCACCAAAACAAAACCCCCCACUUCACAGACUGUUGCUACCACACAGGGUAAACCAAAACCUGGUCCACAGGUGCUCCAGCAGACAGAAAAGACAUCAUCCCGUUCUCACCCACAAUCCUCCAAUCAAAGGUCCCACCAAUCUGCCCAGCUGGUGGGAACUGUAGAGGCCACACCCCCAGGACCUGUCUCAGUGCCACUCCUGUGCCUGCCACCAGAGGGCGAUGAAGCUUGUGAUGAGCAUGGGCAGCCAAAAAAACGUGCCCAUAGUUUGAAUCGCCACGCUGUGUCCGAUGGUGAGCAAGAACGUGAUGAGCUAAAUGUGCCGGAUUCAGGAGGAAAGUAUGCCACGGUGCAGCACCGGGUGGGACGGAGCAACUCAAUGAAAGGGCAGGCGGACAAGAAUGUCAACCGAAGCCAGUCCUUCGCACUCAGACAGAAGAAAAAAGGCCCACCUCCACCUCCUCCCAAACGCUCAAGUUCGGCCAUCUCAAGCUCCAGCAGUAAUCUGACAGAAGUGCCCAAGGAGACAAGUAGCGGACCUUUACUGGAGGUUCCCUACCAACCACAAAGACGUGCUAGUGAUCUCGGUGGCACUGUGGAUACGGGCAGUGCGGGUAGUGUGAGGAGCAUUGCGGCCAUGUUGGAAAUGUCCUCCAUUGGUGGGGGUACCAAAGGCCUGGCUUUGCAGAAAUCUACAGGUCACUAUCUGCAGGUGGGUGGCACUGGAGGAAAGCAGCGAGAUGCCAUUGGAUUGGAUGGUGAAGUAGUGAAUCGCCGCAGAACUAUUAGUGGCCCUGUUACCGAGUUGGUAGCAGCGGCCAAGCGAGGAUCACAUCCCAGGCCAGAGCCAGUCCAGCAUAGGUCGCUUACUGAAACCCAACCAAGCUCCAGUGAGAGCUCAGCAGAAAACCUUGCAUUUGCUGAGGAUGGAAACCUCACCAUCAAACAAAGACCCAGGCAGGGCAAGGAUGAGACCGAGGAGGUUCCAGACACGCAAUACUCAGCACCCCAGGAGCAGAUUUCACGUGUGGAUGCCACAGCCUCGUUGAAAAGGGAAGUCCAGAGCACCAAGCAACAACCAAAUGGCACCAAGUUUCACCUUACAGAGUCAAAUACAGUUAAGCGCCGCCCCAAGAGCAAAGACAAAGAAGGAGAGGAACUUCAAGAUGGACAGAUGCCUGUACCCUAUGAGAAUGGGACUGGCACCAUUAAGAGGCGUCCUGUGUCCGAGACAACUGUUUCAGAGCAGCCCAGACCACAGGAACAUCCUGAAAACUCGCCUCGUCGGGAUAGUGCAGACCUGGACGGCAACGUCACUGACACUGCCCCGCGCAAGACUGUCAAACCCCCGGUGUCUCCCAAGCCCGUUCUGGCCCAGCACAUGAAGAAACAAGGACCACCGGCUGCCAUCACCAAGAAAGCCCCAUUUCCCGGGCCCACCGGGGCACCUGGCAGCCCAGGUACUACACAGUGCGGCCCAUUCACUUGCCCUGUCUUUACACAAUUAUGUGAGUAUCCGAAAAAAACUUGUAGCGAUUUGACCAUGUCGGAUCAAAGUCCGCUCAGUCAGUCUCUGUUCCCAUCUCUUUUCUCUCUAUGUGCAGUUGAAGGAAAGAAAGUACCUCCUCCGGUUUCACCGAAACCUACGCCGCCUCCUACGGCUCCCAAACCAUCCAAAAUUGUUCUGCAUUCUUUGAAUGCAACACCUAACCCCGCUCCCACACCCCCUCCAACCAAGCCCACAGUCACCAGAGUGGCCAGCACAGCUUCUGGCCAGACCAACAACCCUGUCAAGGCUACAACCCCACCGGCCCAGAGCCCUCACACACCCCAGACUGCACAUACCCCACAGACACCCCUGACACCCCAAACCCCACAGACGCCCCAAACUCCCCAGACACCAGGUCCUCCUACACCAAUCCCCACACCUCCACCUGUAAAACCCCCUCGCUCUUCAAUCAGUGGAGUGUCCAUGGACAAUUCAGCUGUAUCAGGAUUUGUGGCUGGGGUGAUGACAGCAGAUGCGGUGCAUCAGAAGAUAGAGGAGACCAAUGCCUCACUGGCUGCGGCUCUGCAGGCCGUGGAGGAGAAGAUCAAGGAGGAUGGACGGAAAGACUCAAUGGGUGAAAACAAGAGCACAGUGAGCAUACUAGACGACAUCGGCAGCAUGUUCGAUGACCUGGCCGAUCAGCUGGAUGCCAUGUUGGAGUGAAGAGCACAGCCUGUGUCUCUGUGACACAACCUCAGGGCCCCGGGAGAGCACAAGGGCACAAUGACCAACCACAAACUCCUUUUCCUGCUCCUCAUCCUAUGCUCCUCUCAUCUCUUAUUUUCCCAGCUCCUUUCCCUUCGUUGUAAAACACCUAUCUCUCCUCUCUUCCCCCCGAGUUGGUUUGCACAAACCCUAGCUGAUGUACCUCAGGACAGGGCAGAAGGCCAUCCAGGGCUUUAGACGUCCAAGACAGAGCAGCGGUGGAGAGGCAGAGGCUGGGUUUUAAAACUCAACUGUCUGUUCUUUUCUAUUCAGAGUCCUUGGAAUAUCUCAAUCUACCACGAGCAAUGACUAGUAAAAUAAUAUGAAAACAAUAAUAACUGUAUAUGAAAAAAUAGUAUGGUAUGUGUACAUUGUAAGCAUGAGGAAAGUUUGUAUCUAUAUAGAAAAAAAUCUCAUAGAGAGAGUCAUGCAUUAGUGCAGUUCUAUAAAUAUAUAUAUAUAAAUAUAAAUAUUUUAUGUUUUUAUUUCAUGUUCAAUGGUACAUACAGUGUUGAAACAUUAAGAAAUCUAUAAACUUUGAGGACAGAUAUGUGGAUUUUUUUAAAAAUAUAAUGGAGAUUAAAAAAUAAUAAUACUUAUAAUAAGGCUGGCAUAAACAUCCUGUAUGUUUGGCUGUGUUGUAUGUAGUGACUGAAGCGGCUGUUAGACCCCCUGCUCUGUGCUUGCUCUCUCUGGGCUGUGCUGUGACCCUUUCCCAUUUUUCUUUCUGCCUGUGUGAACUCAUACAUUCCUGUUCCCGCACAGCCGUUCCGCUUUACCUCCCCUCUCUCUCCUCAUUCAGUCAUCAUGUGCAGUGUCCCGUGUGCCUUAAUGUUAAAGGUGACCUCAGUGCUGCUAACACACAAGCAAACAUAGCUCGAGCCGAGGCGGGCCCGUGUCUGUGUGAGAGGAGUUGACUUGAAGCCAGUGGGAUGGGCCUGUAUGCUCUGAUAUUGCGGGUAGAAAUGACCUCAUCUUUGGACACCUUCAUACCUCGGCCACCUGGUGCAGGGCAGUACAGGCUUUUGUAGACCGGUGGCCUCAAAGUUACUGAAAAGAAACGUUCUUCAGUCGAGGUCCAGUGAACAAAGAGGGCUUUUAGAAGGUGGGACAUUAGAGAAAGCACAAAAUGAGAAAGUGUAAAAAUGUGUGAACGUGAGUGAUUGUGCAGAGCAAAAGUGCCAUUGUAUUGAAUUUGGGCAAUUCCAUGCAAAUGUCAAGCUUAAAAUGACAAAAUCAAGUCUUUACCAAAGGGUAAAAGGGUAUUAUUGCUUCUGGUUUGUACAUUUAAAUUCAAAGAAAAUCUACAGAGUACGAUGUCUCUCAAAAUUGUGCAACCUAAAAUAGAAAACUUGUGCAAAGACUGAUAUUUUUCUGAUGUCUGGAAAAUAUGUCAUCUGGGUUUUAGUAAAAUAUAUAAACAGAUGGUUUAAUAUAUUGGUAAUGAAUACAUUUUGUCAAAAUUUAUAUUGCAAAUCUUCACUGAAAAUGGCACAUCCAUAACGCUGGAAUUGUCCAUUUCAUAAUGGCUGCGAUUUGAUCAUAGACAAAAGACUGCGAUAUUGCUUUUAUACAACAGUUCUGUAAACAAUACUUUAUUAUUGAUUUACAUAUUAGAUGAAAUUUGGCCAGUUGGUUUGGAUAUUUUUCUGCACCAAAGUCAAGGCAUCGGGAAACACUUUUGGGGAUGAGGACUGUUGCAUAAAACAGGAAUAUGAUAGAAAAAUGCAUGAAAGUGUUAAGGAUUUUGCAAAGGCUGUGCUCAGCAUUUUAUCCUACCCGUGGGAUCUUUGCGUAAGGGUCUGUGUGCUUGGACAGGUGUAGUUCCAUUGGAAGCCUGCAUGCAGUCUGACGUCAGCACAUUGCUCAGUGGCUGUUUAAGGGUGUGAAUGUACCACGGUGUGCCUGCUUUGUAUUGCAUUCCCCCGGUAUCGUUCAGACUAACAUUUCCUUAAUGACCAAAGCAAGAAAAUGAGUCUAAGACGCAACUAAGCUUGGGUAUGUUAUCCAUCACUUAUUCUAAAAACAGCAGUACAGUAUCUAGGCUAAACAAAGUCAGAGAAUCCCAUUAACGUAGAUGGACUUAUUGAGGGUAGACUAAACAUUGCGUUUUUAGUCUGGAGAACAUUAAAUGUUUGGUCUCUGUGGACAUGCACCAUGAUUUUGUUACCAUGCUCUUUAUUGUUAUGACAGCACUGGUCACAACCAUUUCACUCGCAAGUCUCUCUGAAUGUCAUUAUCUCAUUGCCAGCGAAAUCACAGUUUCUCAGUAUUCUGCUAACCAUCUUUAAUGUUGCCAUGACAAUCUGCAAAAAUGUAAAUGAUGGUCCUGUAAUGGUUUGCGGAAUUAAAGAAUGAGAAAGGGCCCAAAAGGGAGACGCAAACGAUUUGAAGAAAAACGGCAGCGUCUGGGACCCAUACACCUGCAGUAGCUACACAUGCUUAAUCCCUUCAGAAAGAUUUGUUUUUGUAAUAUUUAAGUUAUGAACAGAAGUUAUUAUAGAUGUUUUCAAGUAUUUAAUGAUGCGGCAUCAAAUAUGAAAUGAUGAAACUGCAAAUAUUUAAGAUAAGAGUUUAAAGUGUCUUCUGGACUCAAAGUGUUUAAAUGAAUUGUAAAUGGUCAUUUUAGAACUCUUUUUUUUUAAGAUAGCUUUUUGUGACAAGUUUUUGACUGCCAUGUCUUCAGAUGAAAUGAGUUGUAUAUUAUGCAAUGUUGUUUUUUUAAACAUGUAUGUGCCUUGCGUUAUUCUUUUCAUUUUGUCCUGAAGUCUCAUGUGUUUAAAUGCUGUCUAGAUGAGAUGUGGUCUCUCAGCUUUGUCCACCAGAUGUUCACAAUUAUAUUCUUCUUUUUUGUUGUUGUGGUCUGCUCCGUGGACAGAGCGCAGAUGUCAGGCAUGGCUUUUAUAAAAGCUUUAUCAAGCCCACUGCUUCAAAGGACUGGGUCUGUAUCCAGUGUUAACAACCUGUCCUUUUCUUCUGUUGUAUAUAGCUGGAUGUUUGUUACCAUGAACUUGAUUUCUUCACAUUUCUCAUUCCCAGU
Molecule: messenger RNA, 8500 nt
Organism: Triplophysa rosa
Lineage: Eukaryota; Metazoa; Chordata; Actinopteri; Cypriniformes; Nemacheilidae
Gene: caskin1
Product: CASK interacting protein 1
Exons: 22
Coding region: 616-5418 (1600 amino acids)
Molecular function (GO): protein binding
Source: RefSeq, a predicted model, not a curated record